UCAAGCAAUCAUAUUCAUGCUUCCAUCCAACCGCAGCCAGUCAGUUUAUUUAGUACAGUUGAAGUAGCAGGAUCGUCAGUCUCCUCACCGCUGCGACGGCUGCAACCAACCAUUCGUUGUGCCAUUUACGAGAAGCCCCAGAACAAUGGCGAAUGAUCAAUUGACAAAAUCCUACUUCCAUCAACAUUUUACGGACCUGAACCACGAACUGCAACUGCAAACUACACCUACACUACAGCUCCACGGCAGGCCGAGUUUCGGACGAUCAACCUACUUCCGACGAAAAACAAAAUUGAAGACACCUCCGUGCGCCGUUGUAGGUGGAAAUCAAACUGGAGUGUGUGACGUUUUCCGGUUAAUUCCAGAGUACAUUCCUCGGUGCACUCCUGCGAUCGAUUCAGGUCUUUCGUCGGAUCUGAUCCAAAAAACUCGGGCGCCCGGUGAAAUGGGACCACAUCUAUGUAAUGGGAAAAAUGUCUAUGGAAGAGAAAUGACUAAAUUCAGACAGACGUGGCACGUCGUCGAACAGGCUCGCCGGCUAAAAAAUGAAUUCAUAAAUAAAUUGUAUUUCCAUUAUAGAAAAAAACGAGAAAAAGAUAAAUAAAUUGAAAAUUAGGAUUAUAAACAUAAAUUUUUUUUACAGAAUUUUG
Molecule: messenger RNA, 650 nt
Organism: Uranotaenia lowii
Lineage: Eukaryota; Metazoa; Arthropoda; Insecta; Diptera; Culicidae
Exons: 2
Coding region: 146-604 (152 amino acids)
Source: RefSeq, a predicted model, not a curated record